This is a messenger RNA of Closterium sp. Yama58-4, 693 nucleotides long. The record is from the annotation of a GenBank genome assembly. Lineage: Eukaryota; Viridiplantae; Streptophyta; Zygnematophyceae; Desmidiales; Closteriaceae.
AUGGGAGGACGGUCGCAGCCUGCGGAACCGAGUCAGGCCGGGGCGGAGGAGCGGGGCAAGGAACAGGAUGCGCCGGGCGAUUCAUUGCCUGAAGAGGAAGAGGCAUCACCCGCUCCGCUCCGCCCUGCCCAUCCCGCUGCUUUGCAUGCCCUGUACUUGACAUUCCUCUUUAACUGCUUUGGCGAGCAAUCGUGGCGCUUUGCAGGGACAGCUGCGCUCGCUUUAUUGCAUCACUCGAUACUGCCAGUGGCUGUGGCGAGAUUCGUAAGCCAGCUGGUGGCGUGUGUGGCGGCGCCACUGGUGGGCGACCUAUUGGACUCGGCUCCCAGGGUGCCCGCUCUCACAGCCAUUCUCGUCACUCAGUCCUCAGCCAUCAUGGUGGGAGCAGCAGCCACCAUGCACGCGCUGCACCUCGCCUUCCCUGACGCUGCAGCAGCAGCAGCUGCUGCCAGCACACCCGGCACGUCAGCGCUGUGUGCUCUACCCGCAACGGCGGUGCUGCAGCAGGGGUGGUUCGUGGUGGUGGUGGUGGCGGGUGCAGUGGAGCGACUCAUGGGUCUGGCCACAGGCGUGGCUGUGGAGAUCGACUGGGUGCUCGUGGUGCGUGCCCUGCCCUCUCUCUCUCUUGUGGGCCCUUUUGGGAGCAUGGGUGGGUGGGUGCAACGGGUGCGUGGUUGCGCGAGUGAAAUGUGA